Clupea harengus (Atlantic herring) is the source of this 3570-nucleotide messenger RNA. Its product is annotated as synaptogyrin-1. The record is from RefSeq and is a predicted model, not a curated record. Gene Ontology annotation, cellular component: synaptic vesicle membrane; neuromuscular junction. Lineage: Eukaryota; Metazoa; Chordata; Actinopteri; Clupeiformes; Clupeidae.
ACAGGGCACAUGAGAAAGACCUCGGGUUAGCCCAGGCACUCUUUCCUUGUGGCGUUGUGAGACAUCACGCGUGAAAACAUGCUGGUCAUGUGAAAGCAAUCGUGCUUAUUGGACCUCCCCAUAUAAUUCGCCGCUCAUCUUACCCGUGACCACCUAAAUUCCAGAAGGUUUCUCGUUACUCCCAAUUUUGUCCACCUUGUCACCCAAAGCUAGACGAGUCCCUUUUUCAUUGCUAAUUAGUUGGGGGGGCGCGCGUGAGAGUAUUUGUCUAAAGCGCGCCCGACGAUUUGACAGCGAGCCUGGCGCGCGAGCACUACGAAAUCGCUUUGCCACCGGUUUGGCCGCUUCGACAUUUUACAACCUCCUCUUCAACUACCCUCCUGGUCCUUUUCCUCGCAUCACGAGAGAGGGCGAGAGAAGACGACGUGCGUAAGGGAAACAGACUGCCUAAUCGGAGGCGGUGGUAUGACAGAUCUUUGCUUUGGGAUAUCGUAGCCUACAUGCCGAGAGAACUGCGAGGCUGAGCAGUGAAUAAUUGGUUAAUUAGCUGUUAGUAGUGUUGUUUGUGUAGGGCUCAAAAACUGAUACCAACGAAGAUCACGAAGGCACCUUCAUAACAAGCUCGCCUGAUUGGCCGCGGAGCUAUCUCGCACCGAUUCCGGGACAGGAGAUACACCAUACACGCAGAAGAUGGAGGGGAUGGCAUACGGAGCGGGGAAGGCAGGAGGAGCCUUCGACCCCAUCACAUUCGUCCAGCAGCCUCAUACCAUUCUCCGAAUAGUGUCUUGGCUUUUCGCCAUCGUCAUCUUCGGCAGCAUCGCCAACGAGGGCUAUGUGAACCGGCCCGACGAGGCGGAGGAGUACUGCAUCUUCAACCGCAACCAGAACGCCUGCAACUACGCGGUGGGCAUGGGCACGAUGGCCUUCCUCUGUUGCCUGGGUUUCCUGGCCCUCGACGUCUACUUCCCCCAGAUCAGCAGCGUCAAGGACCGCAAGAAGGCUGUGCUGGCUGAUGUCGGCGUCUCCGCCUUCUGGGCCUUCAUGUGGUUCGUGGGCUUCUGUCUGCUGGCCAACCAGUGGCAGGUGUCCAAGCACGAGGACAACCCCCUCAGGGAGGGAGGGGACGCGGCGCGGGCCGCCAUCACCUUCUCCUUCUUCUCCAUCUUCACCUGGGCGGCUCUGUCCUUCCUGGCCUACAAGCGCUAUCUCCUGGGCGCCGACUCCGCACUCUUCUCCACCGAGUACACCGACCCCAGCCAGGACGUGGCCGCCGCCCCCUACAGCGCUUUCUCCGCCGGCGACGGCGACCUGGGCAGUCCCGGCGGCGGCGGUGGCUCUGGCUCCUACCAGCAGACCAACGCCACCGACGCCUUUGACGGCUCGGCGGGCUACCAACGCCAGGACUACUGAUUCUCCGGCCCAGGGUGUGUUGGUGAUGGUUUGAUUAAUUGAAUGGUUUUUGCUAUGAGCUGAUCCAAUCACUUGACAUAUCCUCAUUAGCAAUUCACCUAACCCAAUCAAAAUCCAAUGUAGAGUAAUCGGACCCGUAUGAGCUCAUUAAAAUUGUGUGAAAUCAUGGCACCAGUCUAGGUAGUUUUAAGGAUGCCUGUGCCAUCAGAUGUGGCCACAGCAACUUGCCCUCAGCCCUGAGAAACACCUGUGCUUGGGUUACAUCCUGCUGAAGCGGAGUCAGGGACGGAACUGGUCAUAUUACUCACACACACACACACACACACACACACACACACACACCCACACACACACACACACACACAAUGAGACCACAAUGUUAUAAUUUCAAGCUCAUGCUAUGGCUUCCAUUUGUGUGUGUGUGUGUGUGUGUGGGAGAGGGUCAUAUGUGUGAGUGUGAAAGUGUUCUGCUGUGUGUGUGUGUGUAGUCUCAGUGUAAUUGUGGACCCUUUGAUUUUUUGCCUUUAGCUCACAAUCCCCUGUCUGCCCAGUCUUACAGCACAGGCCAGAAGACACCCACGGCCUGACCCAUGCAAACCCUAAGUUCUAACAUAGAUGAGUAAGCCAAAACACGUUUAAUAUUAGCUACAGGACUGCCAUGUUUGGGAGGUAGUGAGUUUGUUUGUUUAUGAUGUGGAGCAUCAUAUGAAUACCCAGAUAUCUUUGCAUAGUUGUGCAUUCACUUCAACAAGAAGAAGAUUUAGAAGAUUUGUCAUGAAGUGUCAUGAUAUGCAUGUGGUUGAUAUUUCUUCCCAUUCCACAUCUGAUUGUCAGCAGAAUUAAGGUGGCUUAACAUCACUGCAUUGUAUCUGUUACUCUAAGCACCGUCAUGUAUGUGUGUGCAGACGUCUGAACAUAUCUGUAUAUCAAAGUGUGUGUGUGUGUCUGGGUUUGUUAGGAUGACCUGACUGCCAAAUGCUUCUCACCACCACAGGCCUUGAGUGCUGACUGCCAAUCGUCCAACUACCACACACCCAACCUAGGCUAGGCCUUCAGCGAUGGGACUCUAACUGUCUUUUGGGAGUCUUUUAUCAAAUAAUUACCAUCCCAGCACACCCCAAACCGGUGCUUGAGACAGAAAAGCUAAAAUGCUAGUAAAGGAUUCUUGCCAUUAGCAAUGUAUUUUUGAAAAAAUAAAUAAAAACAAUUCUGUAAAUAGCUAUGUAGGUGACAUUAAACACUCACACACAACUGCCUCCUACAUCCUAAUACAUUUCAAAUGAACAAUUAUUUUUAAAACUAGUUUUAUUUUCCUUCAUCUGUUCACCAAACGAUCUCAAAGUCAGAUGUGUGUCUUAGAUAGCUUGAGCAAUGCGACUGUGAUUUGCCUCGGCUACGGUCCCGUGAUGAACUGAAAGCGAACUUUCUCACUUCUCCGUUGUUCAGCGCGUCUGUGUGAUUCAACAGUGUAUGUACAUACAUAUAAAUACAUGCUGUUUACACAGAUUCUGAAUUGUAUGUAUAUGAAGUCAACUCCAAAAUGAUUGGGAUUGGGGAUAAAAAAUGAGAAAAAGGUAAUUAAGGACUAAUUUACAAGAGAAGAAAAUGUAAUUCUGCAUGUUUGCAAGAUGAAUGUUUGCUACAUAGGUCAUGAAUGCUCAACAUUAAGUAAUAGAGCUCUAUGUUAGUGGACUAUUUGAAAUUGCAAUGGAGUAAAAAAAAAAAAGAUUAACCAGUAGGUGUCACUAAAUGUCGAUUUGUAUACUAGAUUAUUUCUGCAAUUCAAACAAUAAGAAUUUGUUAACACAAUAAAUUCUCUUUUGAGACUCAUGGAUUAAGCCAAUCAUUCAGGAGAUGACUGCAUAUGUGAGGCUGUAACUAUCUGUCUGAGUACUGGGAAGAAAAUGGAAACGUUUUUGGGGCAUUAUAGUUAAUAGUUCUGUACAAACAUGUCUUACUCCGUAUGGUGCGCAUUGUGUUGACUAUCCUACCCCACAGUCUUUCCCCUUGACUCGGGCGGUUAGUGUUGUUUUUUUGGAAUAAUUAUAAAACGUAUAAUAUUGCUAUACAAACGUGUCCAAUAAACAACUGUAUUUAGACAAGUGUAAGAUUGUGUGUUUCCAUGUGUGAAAAUAAAAUAAAAAACAAAUAAAACAAAAA